UGCUAUGCAUUUAGCGCCCUUAGUUACCACUUUCUUCCCAUGAUGCAUCACCUCUAAGACAGUUUAAGUCAUCAAUGCUUUCUAACAUUGAGAAGCAAAAUACAAUUCUGCUGUGUAUCGAAGUAAUUUGAAACAUAGAUUAUGGAGAAAGAACAACAGAGCUACGUCGUCUUCAAUGCCUCCAAAAAAGAGCUGUUUGGCACCAGCAGCGGCUACAAGUCGAUGGAGAAGAGACUGAGAGCGCAUUGGAAGAUCCAGAGUAUGAAGGAAGAACUGUGUGUGGAGAAGCUGAAAGGUGUCAAGUUAUGGAUUACCGCUGGCCCAAGGGAGAUGUUCACAGCAUCAGAGCUGGAGGUGUUGAAGCACUACCUGGAUGGAGGAGGAAAUGUGCUGGUCAUGCUUGGAGAGGGCGGAGAAACGAAAUACGACACAAACAUCAAUUUUCUCCUGGAGGAGUUUGGAAUAAUUGUCAACAACGACGCCGUUGUGAGGAACGUGUACCACAAACACUACUUCCACCCUAAGGAGGCUCUCGUGUCUGAUGGCGUAUUAAACCGAGAGAUCAGUCGAGCUGCUGGAAAAGUUUUCACAGAAGUGUUUGAAGAUGAAACUGCUGGAAACAACGCGCAGGCUCUCACAUUUGUCUACCCUUACGGAGCCACUCUGAAUGUGAUUGCCCCUGCUGUGGCUGUUCUUUCAACGGGUUCGAUCUGCUUCCCGCUCAACAGGCCUAUCCUGGCCUUCUAUCACAGAAAGGAGUCUGGGAAGCUGGCUGUUUUGGGUUCAUGCCACAUGUUUUGUGAUCAGUACAUAGACAAGGAAGAGAACAGUAAGAUCAUGGAUGUUAUGCUUCAGUGGCUAAUGUCCGAGUCCAUCCAGCUGAAUCAGAUCGACGCAGAGAAUCCAGAGAUUGCAGAUUACUCCAUGCUGCCAGACACGCGAUGCUUGUCAGAACAGCUCAGAGUUUGUUUACAGGAGGGAGAAGAGACCCCUCAGGAUUUCACCUCCCUCUUUGAAACAUCUUUGUUCAGUUUAUCCUCCGACAGUUUAUCUGAAGUCAUAAGUGCUUAUAAACAGCUCAAUGUAAAACACGAGCCACUUCGGCUCAUCACCCCCCAGUUUGUGACACCUCUGCCUCAGCUUCAGCCUGCUGUCUUUCCGCCUGCCUUGAGUGAAUUGCCUCCUCCCAUGUUGGACUUGUUUGACCUCGAUGAGGCCUUCUCCUCUGAGAAAGUUCGCCUCGCCCAACUUACAAAUAAAUGCACGGAUGAUGAUCUUGAGUUCUAUGUACGCAAAUGUGGUGAAAUUCUGGGUGUGACUCCAAAGUUGGAUAAAGAGCAGAAAGACGCAAAGCACAUCUUGGAACACAUUUUCUUCCAGGUGGCAGAAUUCAAGAAACUUAACCAGGAACAGGAUGUCGAUUCAGACGCACAAUCUGCUCCACUCUAACCAGAACCAAUCAUUAUGGACUUUUUCCUUAUGGCCUUAAUAAACCACAUUGAGACAAACGGACCACAUACAUAGCAUUUUGCAUUUCAAAACAUGAAAAUAGUUAAAUACACACACUUUAUUAGAAAAAAAACAAACAAAUCUUUAGAUAAAAUGACCCAGAUAGAAAGCACAAAGUCACCUCAUUUCUCAAACUCUGGUAUUCCUUCCACCAGGUUUUAUCCAGUCAGCUUGGGUUUCUGUUGGUCCUCUAUUCAGGUAGCAACUGCUGCUGGGGUCUUGGACUUGCUGUUAGCUCCUGAGUGCUGGCCUCCAAGAAGAGCCAGGGGCUGUCGCUCUCCGAUUUGAUCAGAGAGACAUCCCAUGAGAUUUGUGAGGUAGUGAGAAUGCAGUAAGACUGGUCAAAACGCAUGGCAUUUUGGGGUUUUUUGAAGAGCUCCUGGGGGGUUGAGGUUGUCCUCUGCAAAGGAACAGUGAGGUUAAAGCCGUCCACUUCCUGCAUUUUGGAACCUUGUGGUGAAAACCUGCCACAAGGAGAAAUUGGAUCUGAUGAAAGGCAGAGGGAAGCCAGGAUAGAUGGCUUGCCUUCAAAUCCAUCACCUCUGUUGCUACUGAAAUUCUUUGAGGACGACGAUUGUUCUAGAGACAAAGCUGACAGCAAACCCUGCUCUUCUAAAAGCCUCCUGUCCAGCUCAGAUGGGGAGGAGCACUCAAAGCUUUUCAGAUCUAGAAAGGGGAAACAGUUUUUUCAAAAAAUUGACCUAAUUUGAUGCCGGGUAUCAAAAACAUUGGGCCUUACCUCCAAAGAUAAAAGCUUUCUCCAUUUUUGUCCACAGGGCAUGAAAUGGUUCAGUGAGCUGCUGGUGGGUUUUACCUGUUUUAGCUGCUGCUUAAUUGAACCAGCUGAAGUCUGGGCAGGUCAUUAGUGUGAUCAGGAGGGGGAAGUACUUCUAACUUUGCACAAAUGGAAAUAGUUCUAAAAAAAAGAAAAAAAAUCAAAAUGUAAACAAAACUGCAUCAACUUCCUGUAUUCAUGCAUGAGGCUAGAAAAAAAGGAUAAAUAAUAACCCCGGUUUAUGAUCACACUUUUUUAUUUUAUUUUUUUUAGCAUUUUGUUAUUAAAUUACUUUAAAAGUCCAGAGCCUUCACAGGGUUUGGGACCUUAAGCAGAUGUGGAAGUUAUUUUAUGUUUUCUGUUUUAAUGUCAUGUGUAAUGUUUUAUGUAAUGUGUUUUCAACAAAACAAUUUUACCAGUUGACCAACUAUAGUUCCUUACGUUCUUUAGAUAAAGGGAUAACAUAACUUUCAAAUAUUGGCAAGAUGUUUUUUUUCAAAAUAAUAACUUUUUUUUUUUUAAUGUCAGACGUCAGAAAAUGACAAAAAUGUCCUCCAAAAAAAAAAAAAAAAUGAAAUGGGUUUUUACUCUUUGUUCUUUUGGUGAAAUUUAUUUAAUGUACAAGAUUUAACUUAUAAAUGCCAAUUUUUUCACUGUAAUGCACAUAUAUAUUUUCUUAUGUGGAAAAUGAAAAUUUCUGAGUGACUAUCAACUAUCUUAAUACUUGCCUAAAAGGUAAAAAAAUAUUUUUUUAGAUUGUUCACAGUUUAGAAUAGAAUUUAUUACAAAAUAUAAUUAUUCUUCUUAAGAUGUUAGGCUGUU
Messenger RNA from Cyprinodon variegatus (sheepshead minnow), 3106 nucleotides. It is a transcript of the gene ift52, whose product is annotated as intraflagellar transport 52. Gene Ontology annotation, biological process: intraciliary transport; cilium assembly. The coding region runs from base 142 to 1449 and encodes 435 amino acids. The transcript has 14 exons. Gene Ontology annotation, cellular component: centriole; intraciliary transport particle B; cilium. The record is from RefSeq and is a predicted model, not a curated record. NCBI's taxonomy places the organism in Eukaryota, Metazoa, Chordata, Actinopteri, Cyprinodontiformes, Cyprinodontidae.